Harpegnathos saltator (Jerdon's jumping ant) is the source of this 5148-nucleotide messenger RNA. Its product is annotated as folliculin-interacting protein 1. The transcript is spliced from 12 exons. The record is from RefSeq and is a predicted model, not a curated record. Bases 759 to 3953 code for a protein of 1064 amino acids. NCBI's taxonomy places the organism in Eukaryota, Metazoa, Arthropoda, Insecta, Hymenoptera, Formicidae. Gene Ontology annotation, molecular function: protein-folding chaperone binding; ATPase inhibitor activity. Gene Ontology annotation, cellular component: cytoplasm.
GAGCGCGGCUCCAUUUCGGAGCGCGUUCGCUCCUUCUUAUCGCCGUCGCUCAUAGACUCUCCAGAGUGGUUCUCGUCGUGUUCCCGUGUUUUGUUCCCUCGUGUUUGCGAGUUUAAUAUCUUGUGUAUCUCGUGGUUCAACGCCGAAAAGAAAGAUAGGCUUGGUUUUGGAAAAAAAGGACAAAGCGGAACAAGACGCGUUUAGUUCGCGCCGCUCGGAUUGCCGCGAUAAAAUCAAUCAUCGCGGAACAUAAAAAGUUGCCGGGAAGCGGUUCGAAAACUCGAAAUCAUUUGGGAAAGGCUAGAACCUCGGUUGACUCCUAACCUACUCCGACGUGAUUUCUUGGCACCAUUCUCGCGUCGGCGGCAGCCACGAUCGAUCGCCGCUGUUUUACCAACGCAACCUUGCUGAAGUCGCGCGUUGCGCCAUCCGCGCGACUCGAAGCACUCUCGGUCCAGGGAAAUACUACAGUGGCUUUAUCGGAUUUUCUUAUAUAUAUAUAUAUAGGCAGAUUAAUUAAAUUAAAUUAUUAAACUUUAUCUCUAAUUAGCAAACUUCUCGCUAGUUCUUUAAGUUCAUUUUGCAAGCUGCCGUUUAAUUUCGUAGAGAAGCAGGGGACAAUGACUAUUCAAGAUAAAAUAAAUUUUUAAGAAAAAUUUUGUUUAAAAGACUUCGUGCUACAUCUUGGAGUGGAUCAAGUGCGAAUUCUGUUAUUUCGAGAAUGCGAAUGGCGCGGCAGAAAGUUGCUGUUCGACUCGAUGACAUUGCAGAAACAGCGAAGUAAGAGCGAAAUUGUGCGCUCGAUGACGAGCAACAAUGCGGAGGGAAAGUGCAAGGCGCCCUUCAACGUAGGGACUGCUCGCGACUUCGAGUCUGAGAAGAUAGCUGAAGAUGACGUGAACUUACUGAGCGAGAUGGUGUUCGGCACCGUGGCGAUGACGUACAGAGGAUCGUCUUUCAAGGUUCACUCGAUGAAUUCCCCACCGUGCAUCAUGUGCACGAAGAUCUUCUCGGCCACGGAACACGGAGCGUGCAAACCGAGCGAGAGGCUGUCUGACGAGGGAUUAGGUCGCUCUGUGCGCGUAGAUUCCGCCUCCAGUAACACCAGCACACGCUCUUUUUUGUCUCAGCCGAGUUCCGGCAACCUGUCUGGCAACGACCUGCAUACAACACAGCGCAAAAAUUCGACAUGUUCGAGUCUUGGCAGCGGUUGGGACAUAGACAUGGUUGCAACGACGGGUAGUUCACAGUCGUUAGAGAGCAACGGAUCGUCCGGUGUUGGCAGCCUGUCCAGUCUACGGAGACGAUGGCUCAGGGCGAUCUCGACCUCCCUCGGGCGAUCAGACUCUGAUGACGCUUUCGGGAUGCAGCACUCGAGCGAAAACGGGAGCGACGGGCGUGACGGACACGCGAAACGUCACAAGACCAGACUGGGUUUAGCGAUGUUGGUGCGCUUGGCUCCUGGCCACGAGAGCAGCAACAUUGAGACGCGCCUUUUGGAGCACAUGGCCCUCUUAGAGGGAAUGCUGGAUCGCUUGCGCUAUUUUUGUAUCGAGAUCGGCAAUGUCCACGGUUCGGGCUGCAAGGGGAUGCAGCUGACUGAUAGGAUAUGCAAGGCGACAUCGCGAUUCGUCGUCUCGUUGUUGCACGCGCUUCUUAACGUCCGGAUUGACGCCGGCUCGCGCAUUCCUCUGCUCUGGCACGACGUUCUGCUGCACUCCGUGACGGUGAAGAUGAACACCGACACUUUGCAUCGCACUUUGCAACAGAUGUGUGAGUUAUUCGACGAGCUCGACACGAAGUCGACAAAUUUCUUCCUGAGCACUGUGGUGACAGCCGUGUUAACGUACCACCUCGGCUGGGUCUACACCGUGCUGUCAUCGCAUGAUCGUCAAACAGUGGAGAAAUUGGGCAGCUGGUACUCGUGCAAUCCGCUAUGGGCACAACUGGGCGAUCUGUACGGCGCGUUAGGUAACCCUGUGAAAGUCGCACACACUGUGAUCGCGGGCGAUCCUCGAAAGAGCGAACUGAUCAAUUCCGUCUUGUCGUUUCUGUCAUACUUUAUUCGCAGUAGUAUGAUACGGAAACGUCGUGAAUACCGUUGCUCGUCGCAGCGGGACCUGCAGGAGGCAAUCAGCCUGCUGGAACAGGCUCGCAGUAAGCGACCGUACUUGUUCAGUAACAAGAGGCCGACUUGCGCGUUCAACGAACGAGACACGUCGGGCCUCAGACGAGGUGGUGAAUCGCGUGUUUUGCCGUCGCGCAAAUCGACGAUACGAUCGUGCGACACCGGAACCGGCGACGUUAACGUGUCACGAUCUAUCGCUGCGCGAUUUCCUGCGGAACGGCCAAGGAUCUCGCGAUCCGCCAGUCCCUUGAAGCGUAGCGGCACCAUGAAAUCUGACCUUGACCGGCUGAUGACGAAAUCGACCGAGACGAUGGUUCCAGACCUUAAGUUCCCGACGAAGCAAGAGACCGCAUCACGAUCACCGCCUCGCGACAACAAUAAAUACGAAUCAUUGUUGGAUGAUCGACCGCCCAAAGAUAAGAACGAGAGUCUCGCAUCCAGUAAAGUGAAGAUAGUUGUAAGCGAGAUUGGAGAUCCGCAGGAGGAUACCGUAGCGAAGGAAUAUCAGCGAGAUUACCUGCAGAGUCCGUUGCAGAGCUUCGAGAAGAAACUGGACGCGCAUGUAGACGUCGAAGAGAGUCUCGCGACCGGCAAAACCGAACCUCAUCAGCCUAGCAACAAUAUAGAUCCGCUGAAGAUGUACUUCAGCCGACCCGAGUACCCGCUAAACAUUGAGAGCGGAUUUCCUGACGAAGGUAAGGAGUCCUCGCCGCAGGUCUUCUUCACCCUCGGCGGCGAGGACAAGUCUGCGAAGACGUUACCUUCGAGGCCACGGCUUGGUAACAGUUGUCAAUGCUCGUACACGUUCACGAGGGUGCCGAGCACGUCGGCACAGCUCCCAGAGGGCGUGCUGCGGAAAAUCAUCCAACGAAACUUUCCUGAGUCGUCCAAAAGCAUACAGCCGCCUCCUGGUACGGCUUCCGGUAUGGGCGCGCGAUCCAUAGGUUUCUGCUUGAGGUGUAACGGUCAAGGAUACGCCGCCACACAGGGUUACGACGGCAACAAGCAGGUUCUGGAGACGCCGACGAACGCAACGGAAGUGCUGCGCACGUGCGGCAGCACUUCUGUCGGUGACAGAAACGUAAGGAUGUCGCGAUCCAACAGCCUGGAGGCUCUGAUGGAAGCCAACAGCGUCGUGGAACUGCCAAUGCCAAGAUCGAGAAAAGUAUCGUCGAGCAAACCUGAUUUGACCGAAGAGAUGGGUUUCACGAGGACUCUCCUGCAGAACAGGAUAACAAACGACGAGACAAACAUCCUGGAUACGGGAUACACGUGGGGUUUGGUACUGCAGGGCGUGAUUAAGAAGAAGAAGAGGAGAAAAAAGAAAAAUACUCCAGAAGACGAGGGAGACAACAGCGAAACCGAUUCAAAGGAGAAUUGGUGGUCGUGUAUGCGCGAGGAAGUCGCGGCCAGCGUUCGAUUCCCGACGAUCGAUCAGCCAGUUGCUGAAGCGCUGUGUGUGCUGGCCGACCUGGACACCUGGCACGUCGGCAUCUUAUCGAACAACGCGCCUUGGCAAAGCCCGCCCUUGCCGGUGGGCAUGUCGCGUCUGGUGUCGAACAUGUUGGAAUCCUUCGCCUACGUGUGGCGAAAGUAUCACUCUCCUACCUACUGCAUAGCAAUUUUGGAAGCUAAACUAAGGGAACUGUGGUUAAGGAGCGAGGCCUUGGCAGAGAUGAUGAUGUCUGUGGAGGAGUGCGACGCCAACGUGAACAGCCUGACCAACGCUCUCGAUCUUGACGCGGCCGACAUACCGUUGCUGCUCGCCGUAGCAACCACUCAUUCGCCAGAAAUAGCGCAACGAUUUGGUCUUACGCUAACGUAAAUCUGUUCGGUCGUAUCUGAUGAGGUUUCCUCCUUACGUUGUUUCGUCGAGAAAAAGGAAAAUAGAUGCUUGCUCCGUAGCGCGUGUCGACGUAAGUGUGUAGCCGAUACUUAGGCACUUGCUCUCGAAGUCAUCUUCGAGAACCUUUUGAUUCACAUCGGAAGGAAAUAACGAUUGUUCCACCGCCGAGUACAUAUAGCGUAAUCUACAAAGUAGAUAGCGAUAUAUUCAAUCGUAAAUUAAAUUCACCGUAGCACACUACACAGAAUGCCUACACAGGACAGUUUGAUCGCACACCGCGGUCGCCGUGCGUUUUAGCGUUUUGUAGCGAAUUACACGCUAAUCUUAAUUAAUAUAAUGCGUAAUUAUGUGUAUUCGAUUUUUUUACAUGACUCAUGUGAGCUUGCCGUUGUAUAUGCACUCGAUCCGAGUGAAUAAUAAAGUCCGAAUCAGAUUUCUUAUCUCGCUGCAUUUCUUUGAAAGGAACGUAAGUUGUUCGAGCAUUCAACAUUUAAGUAAAGCUAAACGUGACAGGGAAGUUCAAUUAUCGAGUGCAAGCACAUCGACAACAUCAAUGAUGCGACCAUUGGAUCAAGUAACUUAAUAAAACGAACUUGUCCAUUUUUCGCCAAUUACAAACUCGGUCGACAUCUCGAAGCAAUAGCAAAUAACGUCACACAAUACGACAACUUCAUCUCUUUUUAUCAAUCGUCGAAGCACCCAGAAAUUAUGACAGUCCGACUAAAUUUGUUCCGCAGUAUCUAUGUGAUCUACGAAUCUCGUCACUGGCAUUGAUCAUUGUUUCUUCCAAAAGUCAUGGAAAUCUGUCCAGUUGAACCGUGAGCUGACUGCAGUAACUCGAAUCUUGCUUUCUCAAAAUCGCGCAUGCAUUUCACUCAAACUUAUAUAUGCCGUUUUAAGACAAACCUUAACUGAUAUUAUUAUCGUAGAGUUUCGCCAAAAAAGCCACCGUUGUCGAUUAUCGAGGCCAAAAAUAAAAUUCGGGUGAGAGCUUCAGAGAUAGCUUAAGAUAUAAAGGAAGAUGUUACGACGAGAUAUGACAUUUUUGAGAUUCAAAAUAUUUCUUUUUCUACCCUCUCGAUCCACGUUUCUCCUGGAAUAUAAUUGAUUUUUAGCUCGGUCACGAUGAGUGUUGCAACUGUUGCUGCUGUUGCACACCGCAGCCUACCUGUUA